AUGCCGUACAAGAGGUCGCUCGACCUCCCCGUCGCGGUCAACGAGUCCAUCACCGUCGAGCUCGACCCGCUCCCGCCGCCCGAAGACCUCCAGGUCUUCAUCGAGGCCCUGAUCGACGAGCGGCCCCCCUCGCGCUACUGGACCCGCCUCGCAUCCCAGUGCUGGAUCGAGCACCGUCAGCAAGAGGCCGAGCUCAUCUGCCAGAAGGGAACCCAGGUCCUCUCCCGCUCCAAGCCCACAGAGGCCAUUCCCCUCUACUCGCUCCUCGCCGCCUUUGGCUUCGAUCGUGCAAAGGGCGCGCCCAAGCAGAUCCUUCAGGACGCCCAGUACCAGAACCUCUCGGCGCAGCAGCCCAAGGACACGUACUACCGCGAUGUCAUUGCCAGCCUCAACCAGUCGCAGCCCAUCGAGCCCUCGCACCAUCUCAACCAGCUCACACGCGCCAUCCACCAGACCAAUACCGGCGACAAUGACGGCGCCCUUCGCAUCUACGACACCAUCCUGCUCAAGCAGCCCCGCCACGCCAUCGCCCUCCUCGGCAAGGCCUGCAUCCUGCUCCGAAAGCGGCAGUACGCCCCCGCCCUCCGCCUUUACCAGCAGGUCCUCGAGAUCAGCCUCAUCAUCCAGCGCAAGGCCGACAGCGAUCCCGAGGAGCAGCAGGGCUGGAAGGGACCCGACGCCCGCGUCGGCAUCGGUCUCUGCCUCUGGGGCCUCGGCCACCACGAUCCCGCCCGCAAGGCGUGGAAGCGUGCCACGGCCGUCAACCCGAACAACUCGGCCGCCCACCUGCUCCUCGCCCUGUCGUCGAUCAACGUCUCGAAGCAGACCUCGGCCCUGAUGCCCGGAACCUUCGGCACGGAAAUCGAGCGCAGCGAGCACGAGGCCCGUGAGAUGGCCUACACCGAGGGCAUGGCCUCGCUGCAGCAGUCCUGGAAGCUCGAGAAGCGCAACGCCAUGGCAGCCGUGGCCAUGUGCGAGUUCUUCAUCAACAAGGCGAGCGAGGCGGCCAAGCAGCCGGGUGCGGAAGCCCAGGCGACCGUGGCCAGCAGCUACGCCUCGGCGCUCAAGCUUGGCGAACACGCCAUCCAGUACGCCGACUCGCGCGCCGCCGUGGUCCAGGCGUGGCUCUGCUACGCUCGCGCCUCGCACCUCGCCUCGCAGCUGCCCGCCAACAGCACCAACCCGGAGCUAAAGUUGCAGGCGCAGCGCUACUACACCCGGGCCAUCGAGGACCUGUCGCGCCAGUCGGGCGGCGGUGCCGGCUCGCAGCAGCUGCCUCCAAGCCUGACGCUUGCUGUCCUCGGCCUGGCUCAGUGCCAGCUGGCCAACCGCGACUUUUUGGCGGCCACCAACACCCUCGACAGCCUCACCAGCCGGCCGGCGUCGUCGGUCGCCGCCUCGCAGAUCCUCGAGCUGUCGCUCCUCGCCGCCAGCCUGCGAGCCCAUUCGCACCCGGGUGCAUCGCCCUCCGAGAGACUCGCCGACGCCGAGCGCGCCAGGGUCAUGCUCGACCGCGUGCUUCGCAUCAUCGAGGCUGCUCAGCACGAGCUGUCGGGCGGCGUCUCUGUCCACGAGUCCGAAGAAAUGCCCGAGUCCGGUGCCAACGGUUCCGCCGAGGUCAGCGGGCCGCUCGCCAAGGCGCUCACCGUGCUGCGUGCCGAGGAGCUCAGCAAGUCUGCCCUCGAGGCGAUCGCGGCGCUCGGAGACGACCCGCUGACCCACGUCGAGUUUGCCAACCUGCUGCAGACCGAGGACCUGAUCCGGGCCACCGCCUCUUACAGCGACGCGCUUCGCCUCGCGAACAAGGCCGGCGACGACGUGUCGUCCGCGCCGCUCAAGGCGAGCCUGCAGACCAACCUAGGGGCCAUUCUGUCGCUGCGGGCUUUCGAGGUGCCCGAGAGCGAUGUGCAUCGGCAGGACGAGCGCACUUGGCUGCUCAGCCGGGGCAUCUCUCGCCUCGAGUCGGCCAUCGCGGGAGCGUCGACCGCUGCCGUCGAUGCGAGCCAGCCCGAGACGCAGCGCGUGCUCGAGGCGGUCAAGGUCGUGUCGAGCUUCAACCUCGGACGCGCCAACGAGGUGUCCGGUGGCCUGGACCAGGCCAAGCAGGCCUACGAGGCGGUGCUGCGCGCCCACCCGGAGUUUGUCGACGCCAAGGUGCGGCUGGCACUGCUGGCUGUCGGCACCGCGCCCGCCCCCGGUCCCGAGGCCGCCGCCAAGAUCCGCCAGCAGCGCGACACCGCCAACUCGCUCCUCAAGGAGGCACUGGCAUCCGACCCGGGGAACCUCGAUACGCGAGCCACGUACGUCUGCUUCCUUGCCGGCGAGCUGCCUGGCAACCCGACGCCCGCCUGGGCCGCCAUCAAGGACUUCACGGCGCAGCUGUUUGCCGGACCCGAUGCAGGCAAGUCGGUGUUUGGCAGCGCCGCCGCCGCCAAGGCCGCUGCCGACGAGGGUCGUCGGGAUCCGCACACGCUCGCCAGCCUCGGCUGGGCGUACUACCAGCUGGCGAUCCACGCCCAGCCAGGCCCGGACGUCAAGGCGGAGCGCGCCAAGGGCAUGAUGCGAGCGGCCGACCUGAUGGACAAGGCGCUGGCCGCCGAUCCGCGCUGCGCCUUUGCCGCCCAGUGCAUGGCCAUCCUCCUCGCCGAGGACGCGUUUGGCGAGAUCAGCCGAGGCAACACGAGCCACCCGGCGCUGGGCGGCAAUGCGACGCCCGACGAGCGCCGCAAGAAGAACGCCGACGAGUCCAUCGCCAUCCUCUCGAAGCUGCGCGAGGUGCGCGAAGAGGGCAGCGUCCACAUCUGCAUGGGCCACGCGCUCAUGAUCAAGGACGAGUUUGAGCGGGCGCUCAAGGCCUACGAGCUGGCGUCGCGCCGGUACUACCAGGGCGCCAACGCCACCGUGCUGCAGUACAUGGCGCGCGCCGAGUACGCGCUCGGCAUGCAGGCCAAGUCCUACACCAACCUCAAGAACGCCUUCCAGCACCUCGAGAAGGCCAAGGCUAUCGUGGCGGCGGAGCGAGGCCGCCAGCACCCCGAAUGGAUGCAGAUGGCCUACAAUCAGGCGGUCAUGGCGCACAAGAGCCUCCAGCUGCUGUUUGACCUGCCGCGCGAGAAGAAGACGUCGACCGAGAUUCGCGAAGCCAUCGACGCCGUCGAGACGGUGCAGCGCCUGCUCGUCUCGCCCGCCGGUGCGGCCACCGCCGGCGCCGAUGGAGACGCGGCUGCCGCUGCCACGGCCGCUGGGGGCGGCGAGCUGUUCCAGGCCGCGCAGAAGGGCCACCUCUCGUACAUCUCUGCCGAGAUUGUUGAGCAGCGCGGAAAGUACGGUGAGGGAUCGCUGCUGCGCCAAGGCCCCGGCGCGCUGUCCGAGCAGGAGGCGUUUGAGGAAGAGCGAAGGAAGGCCAAGGAGGCCGUGAUCCAGGCGCGACGCGAAAAGGAACUGAUCCUGGAGCAGGAGCGCAUCCGGAGGGAGGAGCAGCUGCGGCAGGAGGCCGAGACGAUGGCUGAGAAGCGUCGGCUGGCGCGCGAAGAGGCGCGCAAGAUUGAGUACACGCGCGAGCCGACGCCGGAGAAGGAGCCCCGCCGCAAGAGGGCGCCGGCCAACGGCGAGGGCGACGAGGACGAGGAGGGAGGUGGUGGACGGGGCAAGCGCCGGCGCGGCCGGGGAGCCGGGGGCAAGAAGAAGAAGAGCAAGGGUCGCAAGGCGGCCGCCUCGGACGACGACGACGACGACGACAGCAGCAGCGCCGACGACGACGAGGCCCUGUUUGGCGGCGGCGGCGGAUCGAGCGACGAAUCGAGCGACGCCCAGGAGUCGGAGGAUGGCGAUGCCGAGAUCAUUCGCAACGGACUGGCGGCCGGUGUCGGCGAGGGCGACGACGAGGGCGCUGCGACCAGGAGGCGGGGCGGGGAGGGCAAGGGACGACGCAAGAAGGAGGAGCGCAAGAGGAAGCGGGACGGCAAGAAGAGGCGCAAAGACGUCGACGACGAUGACGACGCCGACGGGGGCGGCAAGAAGAUCAAGAGGCGCAAGAAGCUCGUCAAGCGCGUCCGCGAAGACUCGGACGGCGACGAGGAGCAGGGCGGCCGGGCCGCCGCCGACGACGACGACGACGAGGAUGAGGGGGUAGCGGCCGCCAGCAGCGGCCGUCGGAAGUCGGGCGGCGGUGGCAGGGCCAAGAAGUCGAGGGUCGAGAACGACAUGAUUGACUCGGACGAGGAGAUGAUGAUGCUCGGUGGCAUGCCGGGCGACGACGACGAGGGCGGUGCCGGAGAGGCAGGCGAGGCUCAGCAGGGCCAGCAGGACGAGGAGGACGCGGAGGGCGGCGCGGCGGAGGACAAGGGCGGCGACGGACCCAACGACGACGACGAAUGA
Molecule: messenger RNA, 4377 nt
Organism: Pseudozyma flocculosa PF-1
Lineage: Eukaryota; Fungi; Basidiomycota; Ustilaginomycetes; Ustilaginales; Ustilaginaceae
Exons: 1
Coding region: 1-4377 (1458 amino acids)
Biological process (GO): regulation of DNA-templated transcription
Cellular component (GO): Cdc73/Paf1 complex
Molecular function (GO): RNA polymerase II complex binding
Source: RefSeq, a predicted model, not a curated record